GAAAGAGCGAACGAGCAGCCCAAAGAUCAGUCACUCUCAGCUGGUGCUCCAACCUUCAACACAGCAUCCAGAGAUCACAUUAUUGUGCUAUGCGACGCAGAGACGCCACUUGAGCUUUGGCUUAACAGAGGUCUCCGCAUCUGUCUGAAGCGGAGUUUCACAUUAAUGCCCGAAGGAUUUGCGUUAAAUCUUUAAUUGUGCAUCACUGAACAGCAUGGAACAUUGGAAACAGUGCGCGUUAUGGCUGAUCAAUUGUAAGGUGCUCCCGCCGAACCAUCGGGUGACAUGGGAGUCCGCUCAGGUGUUCGACCUGGCGCAGACACUGCGGGAUGGGGUUCUCCUGUGCCAGCUCCUCAACAACCUGAGGCCCCAGUCCAUCAACCUGAGGGAGAUCAACCUGAGACCGCAGAUGUCACAGUUUCUUUGCUUGAAGAACAUCAGGACAUUUUUGCAUGCCUGCUCAGAAAUAUUCGGCAUGAAGAAGAGUGAACUAUUUGAGGCUUUCGAUUUAUUCGAUGUACGGGACUUUGGAAAGGUUAUGGACACAUUGUCCAAACUCUCACAUACACAUAUUGCACAGCAAACUGGAAUAAGGCCGUUUCCAACAGAAGAAAGUGUUGAAGAUGAAGACAUUUAUAACCAUCUUGAGGAUCUGAUAGAUGAGAAUGGCGUUGAAGAUGAGGAAGAUCUCUACGACUGUGUGUACGAUGACGAUGAAGGUGGAGAGGUGUAUGAAGACUUGAUGAAGGUUGAGCUGGUAGCACCACAGAAACAGGCUGAGACAGACAUCAGGAGCUGCUGUCUGAUGGAAAUUAAACAGACGGAAGAGAAAUAUACUGAGACUCUGGACUCCAUAGAGAAAUUCUUUAUGAAGCCUCUGGGACAGUCACUGUCUGGUGUGGAGAUUGAAAAAGUCUUCAUCAAUAUUCCAGACCUUGUAAAAGUGCACACAAGCCUUUUGAAGGAGGUCCAGGAGUCUGUGCUUCAACAUAAUGCUAGUAACAUGUACCAGAUCUUCAUAAAGUACAAAGAGAGAUUAGUCCUGUAUGGAAAAUACUGCAGUCAAGUAGAGUUAGCCAUUGCGUGUUUAGAUGACAUUUGUAAGAAAAGAGAGGACGUCAGGCAGAUGUUGGAGUUAUGUUCCAAACGAGCCAAUAAUGGGAAGUUUACCCUGAGAGAUCUGCUUGUUGUUCCAAUGCAGAGAGUUCUGAAGUAUCAUCUGCUCCUUCAGGAACUGGUAAAACACACCCAUGAUGCCACAGACAAGAGUAAUUUACGCCAAGCUCUAGACGCCAUGAAGGAUCUGGCCCUGUAUGUCAACGAGGUGAAGAGAGACAUUGAGACUCUGCGGGACAUCGACCAGUACCAGAAAUCUAUAGAAAACCUUAAUCAGUCUCUCCGUAACUAUGGGAGACCGAAAGGUGACAGUGAAGUGCGAGUAGCUUCAGUCGACAAACGAGCCAAACAAGACAGGCACAUUUUCUUGUUUGACGCAGCUGUGAUUGUAUGCAAACGACGGGGAGACAACUACGAAAUGAAGGAAGUGAUCGACCUCUACUCAUUCAAAAUCACCAACAACCCGACCUCUGAAAGAGAAAACAGAAAGUGGUAUCAUGGAUUCUACCUCACACACAACCAGGGUCAAACCGGCUUUGAGUUCUUCUUCAAGACCAAGGAGCUAAAGAAGAAAUGGCUGGAGCAGUUCGGCAUGGCCUUAUCGAACAUCUGUCCAGAGAGUGGGAAAUGUAAUUUCCAUGAGUUCCGCAUGCACACCUUCGAGACGACCACAUCCUGCAGCUCGUGUAAAAUGCUGCUGAGAGGCGUCUUCUGUCAAGGGUACCUCUGUUCCAAAUGUGGUGUGGGUGCCCAUAAAGAGUGUCUUGGCAGAGUGGAUAUCUGUGCCAAAAGCGCUGUGUGUUUGUCCAAAAUUGUCAGAUUCAGUCUAACCAUGCCUAUUUUCAACAUGCUCACAGAUUCCAGCUCUUUUGGAUCACAGAUUGGAAAAACACCUAGUCACGGAGGUUAUGCAGGUUUGCCUAAAAUGCUGGUCAUUCGCAAUUAUUAUGGGGUUCCGAGCCCUUUGUGCGGCCCGCCACUCAACAUCAAAGUCGGUGAUGUCAUCGAGCUGAUCGAAGCGAACGUCCGCAGCUGCUGGUGGAAGGGUAAAGUCCUGGCAAAAGACUUUAAAGAGUGUAAAGAGGUUGGCUUCUUUCCAAGCGAUGCAGUGAAGCCUUGCCCAUGUGUACCCAAACCGAUUGACUAUUCUUCCCAGCCUUGGUUUGCAGGCCCAAUGGAGAGGCUGCAGGCAGAGGCCACACUGCUAAACAGGCAGAGCAGCACAUACCUGGUGCGUCACAGGAGCCGAGAGUUUAACGAGUACGCCAUCAGCAUCAAGUACAACAACGACGUGAAACACAUCAAGAUCUUAACAAAGGAGGGAUCUUUCUACAUUGCGGAAAACAAGAAGUUUGGAAGCAUUUUGGAGCUGAUUGAGUAUUACAAACAUCACUCUCUGCGGGAAGGAUUCAGGACACUUGAUACCACACUACAGUUUGCCUACAGAGAGCCGGAGAAUGGAGCCAACAUGUUCACUCCUAAGGUGAUGGGCAUGGCGAUCGCCCGCUACGACUUCAGCUCCAGAGACACACGGGAACUGUCCUUGCAGGAGGGGGACGUGGUGAAGAUCUACAGUAAAACUGGAGCCAAUGGGUGGUGGAGGGGUGAAGUCAAUGGCCGGGUGGGCUGGUUUCCCUCCACCUAUGUAGAGGAGAGCGAGGAGUGAAUGGCCGAACGAUUGCGUACAAGAGAAAGGAAAUAGAACGAAUAGCAGUGAGGGUGGAAAAGGACUGUGUUUGACUGGACAGAGCUUGAGCCAAGCCACAGAGUCAAAAAGGGCAACCGAUUGGCUGGUGCUCUCACUUGCUUGCUCUCUCUCUGUCUUGUUUCUCUAUCCUGGAGCUAAACUGGAAGGCGGAGAGUGCACAUGGGGCUUGAUAGAUGAAGGACUGUCUCUUAGGGAGCAGAUUAUCAAACACAACCCAGGACCCGUCUCUUCGAACAGACUGUAUCUUACAACUUCCUUCCGGGCGACCCUGGACAGAGCGCCACGGGUGAAUUCGAACCUUUGCACGCAGAGGAUCCUGCUCCGGUGAGCUGGAGCACACAGAAUCGGACUGAGAUUGCACUCUGAGCUAUUUCUGUAUGUGUGUGUUUGUGUGUGACUGUUUGUGGAGGGUGUCUGCUCACAGAGAAACAUGUUUGUCCUGACCUUGCCCGAAUCCUCCUUACCUGAACUAUUAUUGAUGACACCCCCUCCCCUCCUCGUCUCUACGCUGCCCCUCGAGGUGUUCCCACACAGAUCUCGCCCUACCACCCAGCUAUUCAUCUCAGAUUAAAAUCAUAGCCUCCUGACAGGAAGUGCCAUGUAGGUGCACAAGCACUGUGGUAAUUGAUUGCUGUCUUUUCCCUGUUUCCUUCCUACAAAAUCUCUUAUUUUCAGAUUUCUGCUUAAAAUAAGGCCUGGUUGUGUUUUUGAGUGUGCUUAUCUAGGGAGAUGUAUUGUGGGGUUGUCACACCCUGUUUAUCUGAUUUGUGCAUUUCCGCAUUGUUGGGGAGAUGAGAUGUGACAAGAUGUUGGCACUAGCCAGGUGGAUGACAGGAAACAAAAGGGAUUGCAGUGACAGGCCAGUAAACAGCUUUUUCAGCAGGCAAGCAUUGCGUCCCUCCUUGCAGAAGUGAUCCUAUUAGAUAGUGCAGACAAUGUUCAACUAAUUGGGGGGGGAUUAUACACAUUUACGGGAAAAAUGUACGCUUUGAAAAACAAUUAACCACAUAAUUCUGUUUUGCACACACCCAGUGGAUCAGAGGACUUGUAAAUCUCAUGUGAUGUACAAACUAGUGGUUGACCGAUAUGGGUUUUUCAAUGAAAGAUGCUGAUACCAAUAUCUAGAGAGCAAGGUGGCCAAUAUAAUGCUGAUAUUCACAGUUUUUCUGAUCAACCACUGGGCGGCGCCAUGUUGAUUUAGAUUGCCGCUGGACUGUUUUUUGGUUCCAGUCUCCAUAAAAUGCAAUGUAACAACUACAGAAACAUGUGAUCCACAACUAUUUUCAAGGAAUAUUCCGGGUUCAACACAAGUUAAGCUCAGUUGACACCAUGUGUGUCAUAAUGCUGAUUACCACAAACAUUUAUUUCGACUCGCCCCUCCUUUUCUUUAAAAAAAGCCAAAAUCGAGGUUACAGUGAGGCACUUACAAUGGUUGUGAACAGAUCCAAUUUUUGGAGAGUUUAAAGGCAGAAGGCUUAUUAUUUUAUAAAAGCACACAUUAUUUCUUCUGUUAAAACUCAUGUAUUAUUUGAGCUGUAAAGUUGUGUAAAUCUACAGUAAUUUUAGGGUUUGUUGACAUUACAUUGCCAUGGCAACAAAGAUGUAAAAUUGGCAAUAACUUUACACAGAAAAACUUAGUAAAAGUGAUUUUAUCACACUAAAAUCUUGUUUACAAGCAUAAUGUCUUGUGGCUAUACUUUUAAAAAAGUAUUUUAACGUUCAAAAAUUGGCCCUUUUCACUUCCAUUGUAAAUGCCUCACUGUUGCCCAGAUUUUGGCUUUUUAUUAAGAAAAGAAGGGGCAAGUCAAAAUAAAUUUUCUUUUAAUCAAUAUUAUGCCACAAAUGCUGUUGAUUGAGCUUAACUUGUAUUGAACCCGGAAUAUUCCUUUUAGUGUUAGCUGGAGUAAAAGUGAGUUCAGUUGUAAUAACUUGAAGCAGUUAAUAUCAAUGUAAUAUCAAUAACAACAUAUAACCUCGGGCUAUAGCUUCAAGUCAUCUACUCACUCCAUCGUGACUCUUCAUUUGGCAAUUUUUGUACAAAUUUUUGCACUUAUUAUUUGCAAAAAAAAAACAACAACUUUUCUGAGUGAUUUUUGCAAUGACUGUUAAGCAACUGGCGACAACCAAAAAGUGUCCAAAUACUUUAGUCUUCAUUUAUUUUUAUUUUUUUUAAACCUAACAAGCAUCUUUGUGUAGAAUGUUUUGCUUGAAAAGUGUUCAAGCAAAGUAAAUGCUACUUGGUUGAUAUUUUGUUAUAAAAUUCCAAUACAUUCGUGCAUUUUGAAGUGUGACUUAAGUGUAAAUACUUUUUGGGGCCACUUAAUAUGUAAUGCAGUUGAAUGACAGAAAACGCAUAUUUUACACAACAUUUAUCCAAAAUGUGUUGAAAAAAAUUGGCCUGGCCCAUAUAUCAGUCUAUCAGUAGUGUAAACUGACAUCACCAGAGAAGAACCCUCUUGUCCGAGGGUCAGUAAGUCAUGCGGUACAUCUAAAGAUGGCACUGGUAAAUAAGAGACAUGAGAUGGAUUGAGAUUAUUUUUUCACUUCCUGCAUUACUGGAAUCACCUUGUUCUCAAACAUAGCUGUGGGACUCUCUUUAGAUUUUCCAGAGCUAUGAUGAACUAGGUGGAUGCUUUACCUGCCUGCAGCUAAACAUAGAUGUGUGUGAAAUCUGAAUGGCCUCUAAACUGAUAAAAUGUGACAAAGUUAUAGUUUUCAGUGUGUUUAGACUGUGUUGAGGUGACAGACACUUUAACAGGAAAGAAGGUCAUAUCAUGAAACACUCCAACUGCUUGUUUGCCUCAGAUGGUUAGAUAAAAGUGAUCUCUUUAAAAAAAAAAAAAAAAAUAUGUGUAUAUAUUAUUUGUGAUCUAAAAAGAGACUCUGACAGGAAAAGACAUUCACAGUUUCAGCAUCCUUUACCGAGGAAUACAGACAAAUGUAUAAAACUAAAAACAAAAACAGACUAUAAACCAGUCCAAUGUAAUGUAUCUUCAUUUAUAAAUGGCUUUUCUAACAUCACGUUAUUCAGUGGUUUGAUUUAACACAAGGAUAGACAUUUUAUUAAUACUUGUCAUUUUAUCUUUUCUUUUACCUUUGUUUUUUCUUUCCAAGUGUUACAAAAUGUAUUAUAAAAUUGUCAGAAUUUGUUGCCUGUUAUUGGGCACGAGUUAUGUAUUUUUUUAUUCCUGUAAAUUGAGAAGACAUGUAGUGUAAAAAUGGGUGAAUAUUUAUUGAUUUAUAGACAUAUGUGUUAUAAGUCAUACAGUAUAUGUUAAAGAUAUUGUCUUCAAUUUAUAAUGUGAAUAUGGUAUUGAUCAGUUGUUCCCUGUUGCGCCUCCCUUCACAAUGUAGCACCACCACCAGCAGCUUUUAUUUCCUCAUCAUUCUUUACCCUUCAAGCCUUUAAUUCCACUUUCUCUUUCAUUUUCCUAGUCGCUUUAAUGCUGGCCUCAAGUCUUUGUAGGAAGUUCUGACUUACAGUUUCAGAAGUUGCAAUUAAAGUAUAAUGAUGUCCAUUCAAUUCCAAAAUUCCAAAAAACUUCUUGGCAAAGACAGGUUUUAAACUUUAAAACUUUUAUUGCUAGUACAACAAAAUGAAGAGCAAAGGACGUGUAUUUAAUAGAUGCUUAAUCUGUGUAUUUGAUCAGAAAUGUUGUCUUUUCUGGCAGGUUUUAUCACUGUUCUUCAUCAACAGUACUAAAAAUGCAUUCAAACAAAAUUAUACUGUCAAUGUUUAAUGAUCAAUAGAUUGAUCAGUUAGCUUCCGCCAUGAUUUUUUAAUUGACACGUUGCCAACUCGUAAAGUGAAGUUUCCCACUAAUAAUUCAGACAUUGUGGUGUUUAUUUGCACUUAUUUUGUAAAUAUGAUCAUUACCGACUUGACUUGAAGGCAGCAUACGGGCCAAUAAUAUUGGAUGAUUCCGGUGUUUUCCUGUUUUUGCAGUAUCAGUUUUCUCCUGUCUAAACGGAAGUGCCGUUAUAUCAGAGGAUUCAAGUAGAUUAAAUUCUCAUUAGAGAAAUCACAUCCACCAACGAUUUACGACACUGUCCAAAAUCACUGCAGCCUCUCCCACCCUUAUUUUUAAAGGCGAAAGGUCAGUGUUUAUAUUGGUGUUUUUUCAAUUGGGCAACGACUGAAAGAGGAUUUUUGGUCUGGCACCAAAAUCUGUGGCGAAAUCCGUGCCCGAGGCAGAUUAUAGUCUUCUCCUGGGUGCACUGUUCCCUACACUCUAACUGCAAUUGGUUUUCAAAAUCUUCUCGCUGGUAAUCUGUUCCCACUGCCGUUUCCCCAGAGAUGAACUCUGACAGGACAGAUUUAACAGGCUUCUACACAUCAUUAUAUAUUUAGAUAUGACAGAGUCUGUUUCUACACAGAGUUGUGGGCCACUGAUCACCUAGCGAUUUCUAACCUCGAAGGAAGGAGAUUUCUGCCUCUUUUUGUUUCCUUUUUCAUAGUAUCUCCCAGACUUUUCUCCUUCUCACACCUUCAUAAUCUGAUUCUCCUUCUCUAGAUGUCUUUCACUUUUCAUGCACUAUCCAUCCUGCCUAUUGGCACAAAAUAAAUAAAUAUACAAAUAAUAUGAAAUAAAGAACAGGCUUAUUUGCUGUAAGUCACUUUAAGGGAUAGUUCACUCAAAAAUGACAAUUCUGUCAUCAUUUACUCACCCUAAUGUUUGACUUUAUUUUAUUUUUUUAUUUAUUUUUUUGCUGUGGAACACAAAUAGAGAUGCUAGGCAGAAUGUAAGCCACAGUCACCAUUCACUUUCAUUGAAUGGAAAAAAAGAUGCAAAGAAAGUGAGGCUAACAUUCAGAACAACAUAUGGGUGAGUUAUUGAUGAUGACAUUUUCAUUUUUGGGUGAACUGUCGCUUGAAUGCAUCAUGCUAAACCGUACUGUCUUUUUUAUUGUUUGGUUGUAAUGCACAGAUUGUGACAUUUUGUUACAAUUACUUUGGGCUAUUAAACUAGUGGAAAAGCCAUACUAUAUGUAAGUAACCUUGAGUAACUAAAUGGCUGUAAACUAACGGUACUCUAAGUGACUCUUUGCUAAAAUUCUGUCAUCAAUUGAAGCCAAAGACUUAGCAUGCUUGACACCGAGCCUGGCUGCCAUGGAAACGCCACAGUGGCCUAACCUGUAGCUGUGCAAUCCAAGUGUCCUACAGUGCCAUAUAGCUGCUGUAUCACACCUGUACUGUACAUAUGUAAAUAAAGUUACCAUAAAAAU
This is a messenger RNA of Myxocyprinus asiaticus (Chinese sucker), 8050 nucleotides long. RefSeq names its product guanine nucleotide exchange factor VAV3-like. The coding region runs from base 215 to 2782 and encodes 855 amino acids. The transcript is spliced from 27 exons. Gene Ontology annotation, molecular function: guanyl-nucleotide exchange factor activity; protein binding. The record is from RefSeq and is a predicted model, not a curated record. Gene Ontology annotation, cellular component: cytoplasm; plasma membrane. Lineage: Eukaryota; Metazoa; Chordata; Actinopteri; Cypriniformes; Catostomidae. Gene Ontology annotation, biological process: cell migration; regulation of GTPase activity; intracellular signal transduction.